Molecule: messenger RNA, 831 nt
Organism: Exaiptasia diaphana
Lineage: Eukaryota; Metazoa; Cnidaria; Anthozoa; Actiniaria; Aiptasiidae
Exons: 3
Coding region: 114-746 (210 amino acids)
Source: RefSeq, a predicted model, not a curated record
AGUGCACCGGUAGCUCAAGCAUAUAAGGCAGAGCACGUCUUGUGUAGAAUUAAACUGCAAGGUUUUCCUGGAAGAUUGCCGAAGCUAAAGCUAUCCCCAAGAAACGUUUAAGCAUGUUUAAACUUGGUCUUGUUCUGUUGGUGGCGUGCGUCAUUUGCACUCAAGCCAAACCAGCAUCGAAAACGGCAUCAACUUUGUGCAGAGCUCCUAAUGGAAUUACAAGYCCAUGCUAUCAGCUGAUAAGAAAAACAGCUAAGUACGAAGAGAGAAAGUAUGUAAGCUCUCUGUGGGCCAGCACUAGCGAACAAGUCGCUGUAGGCACGAAGAUUUCAGGAAAAAUAUCCCGAUCAUGCUACAUGCGCCUUCGUGGYUACCUUUCGUCGCAUAAUGUCACUAUGGGCGUACCCGUACUCUACACAAUCAAAGCCAUCCCAGGAGGAAAAGUGGACUUUACCAUGUCCUUCUUCCUACCAAAUAACGGCCCUAAUUUCCAGCCCCCAGCACCCCACGAUAAACGAGUGCGCCUGGAAAACAAACCUUCCAUGAACGUCUAYGUUAAAGUCGAAAAGAACCUGAAUUACGAACACAGAUUUAGCAAAACAUACGCKCAACUUCUAAGUGGCUACUUGAAAGCUGAUGGUCUGGCUGGAAAGUACACGACGCCUGACAUCAUGUUUAUGGCCGCUGGAUAUGAUGCACCGUGGACAGCUAAGAGGACCAAUGAGUUCUGGCUUUUGAAGGCUUAGUCUUGGUUAAGCAGCGCUUCAUUUUAAAACUUCAGUCACAACUUAAAGGCUUGAAAACGAAAGCAUAUUAAAUAGUGUAGAUUUG